CCUCCCCGCCCCCCGCCUCCCCGCGGCCGCCGCCGCUUACAACUUGGAGGCGGCGGCGGCCGGGCGCUGCAGUGGGACGCGCGCGGCUGCGAGCCUGCGGGACAUGCCCCCCGCGCCGGCUCCUCGCUGGCGGCCAUGAAGAGGCAGAACGUGCGGACCCUGUCCCUCAUCGUCUGCACCUUCACCUACCUGCUGGUGGGCGCCGCCGUCUUCGACGCCCUCGAGUCGGACCACGAGAUGCGCGAGGAGGAGAAACUCAAAGCCGAGGAGACCCGGAUCAAGGGGAAGUACAACAUCAGCAGCGAGGACUACCGGCAGCUGGAGCUGGUGAUCCUGCAGUCGGAGCCGCACCGCGCCGGCGUCCAGUGGAAAUUCGCCGGCUCCUUCUACUUUGCCAUCACGGUGAUCACCACCAUCGGCUACGGGCACGCCGCGCCCGGCACGGACGCGGGCAAGGCCUUCUGCAUGUUCUACGCCGUGCUGGGCAUCCCGCUGACGCUGGUCAUGUUCCAGAGCCUGGGCGAGCGGAUGAACACCUUCGUGCGCUACCUGCUGAAGCGCAUCAAGAAGUGCUGCGGCCUGCGCCACACCGAGGUGUCCAUGGAGAACAUGGUGACCGUGGGCUUCUUCUCCUGCAUGGGGACGCUGUGCAUCGGCGCGGCCGCCUUCUCGCAGUGCGAGGAGUGGAGCUUCUUCCACGCCUACUACUACUGCUUCAUCACGCUGACCACCAUCGGCUUCGGGGACUACGUGGCGCUGCAGACCAAGGGCGCCCUGCAGAAGAAGCCGCUCUACGUGGCCUUUAGCUUCAUGUACAUCCUGGUGGGGCUGACGGUCAUCGGGGCCUUCCUCAACCUGGUGGUCCUCAGGUUCUUGACCAUGAACAGCGAGGACGAGCGGCGGGACGCCGAGGAGAGGGCGUCGCUGGCCGGGAACCGGAACAGCAUGGUCCUGCACAUCCCCGAGGGCGCGCGGCGGGCCCGGCCGCGCUGCCAGGACGCGGCCGACCUGCAGUCCGUGUGCUCCUGCACGUGCUACCGCCCGCAGGACUGCGGGGGCCGCGCCGCCGCGGCGCAGAACUCCCUCAGCGCCAAGCUCGCCCCGCAGUACUUCCACUCCAUCUCCUACAAGAUCGAGGAGAUCUCGCCAAGCACAUUAAAAAACAGCCUCUUUCCGUCCCCCAUCAGCUCCAUUUCUCCCGGGUUACACAGCUUUACUGACAACCACAGGCUGAUGAGACGGCGGAAGUCCAUCUAAGGUGUGGGGAGGCAGAGAACGAACAGAAACGUCAUUUGUCAUAUUAAGCUCCAUGGGCCCAACUCGUCUUUUCUUCCUUAUUUAUUAAUUAUCCUUUAUUAUUAUUAUUAUUAUUAUUAUUAUUAUUAUUAUUAUUACUAUUGUCAUCAUUAUUACUUUCGCUCCUCCUUCCUUGGUUUCAUUCCUUCCCCACCUUUCCAGCGAGACAGAGCCGGCCAGAGGGAAAAGACAGGCCCGUCCUCCUCUGAAACUCGCAUCUGAGCAUGACGCAUGGAUUUCUUCCUCCCUUCCCAGCAACGUAUGCCUUACAUUUCUCCCCAGCCCGCCCCAGCUCAGGGGUGGCUUUCUCAUGACAGGUGUGAGACCAACACCAGGAGACGGAGCCGAGAGGAUACCCAACCCAAAGUUGCACACCAGGCCCGUAGCCUUCAAGCGCUCACCCACAGUGGUGUCUCUGACCUAACUCCUUUCUUCUCCUGUCGUCCCCAAGGAGUGGGUGGCUGUGCGUGUGCGUGUGCGUGUACACGUGUGUGGGAUGAGUGUGUGCACGAGUGCGCACGCAAGUGUGCUUCUGUGUGUAUGUGUAUCAUGUGACAAAAUGGAAAGUACCAGGUAUUCAUUUCUUUUCCAUCACACAGUUUUGUUAAUAGCUUGCUUUCAGCUGCUUCCAAACGAAACAGGAAAAAACCCACGAGGUUUUUGAUUUAUCAUCUUACCAAAUCAAGCAUGUUCCAUGAGCAGCCUUUAUCCCAGAUGUGUCAUGACCAUAUUUUUAAAAUGCUAGGUUCUAAAUUAUAUUAGCUUCUUUUUAGGGGGGUGGGUGGGCAGGAAGACAUGGAUCAGUUUUAGCUUGCCAGUUCAAAAAUUUUUUAAAAGCAUGCACUUUGUUAAACUGGUAUGCAUUAUCAACACACACACACAAAAGACAAAACUAGCAAUGGAAUAAUCAAACGCCAACGAUAAUAUUAAUUUAUUAAAGACAUUUUUAAUUUUAUCAUCUCCAGUUCCAGCAAUUUACCACGCAACUGGAAGUAUCAGGGUAAACUGGAAAAUUGUUGGAACAGCAAAAUACCUAUUUUAUUAUUUCCCUCUUAUUUAUAUGAUGACGAUGGUGAUUUAUGCAGCGUCUACCUGCAUGAAUAAGAAUUACCGUUUGGGAUGCGUGGAUGAGAAUGGGUAUUAGUAGGUGGAUGUGGUUUCUUUUCCUAAUUAAAAAAAAAAAAAGACAGGGCAUUCCUCCUCAUUAAAAAUAUAUAUCUGUAUGUGUUUCAAGAAAGACGGUCUCUAAUCGCAUUUGAUUUGUAAAUAAGGGGAAGAUGCUAGCAUGUUGGUCUCAGGAAGAGUUCAGAGGCAGGAAGCUGUGUCUUGGCCUGCUGGGAACUUGUCAAUCUCAGGGGACAAUUUUUCUGAGUAGUGGAGAAAUUCCUUCCCAUUCUCACUAAAAUUAUGACCCAGAAGGGAAGGCCUGUUACUCUCCUGGGGGACAGUUAUGCUACAGAUGGUACAUUGGAGGCCCUUGUAAUGACAGGAAUAAAGGAAAGCCUGAUCUCCAAAUUCGCAGAGGGGACUUACGUUUCCCCUGUCACCGUCCCUACCAUGUCUAAAGAUCAUCAUCGCAUACUCCUUUUUCAUAAGGGGGACGUUCAUGGCUCCUGAUGGAAACAGGCUUUGGCUGUGCUGUUCAGAGGGAGCAGGGGGACUCCCCGUGGGAUCGUCCAGAAUGGAGGAUUUGCUCUCCAGGAAGAGUAAACCUAGAAGAUUUCUUAAAGGAGACGGCAGCAAACGCUGCCAGCCCCAAGCAUUUGGGCCAUUGGAACUGAAACUCAGCACUGAAGACUCCUCUGAAAAGGCGCAUACUUUCAUGGCACAUCCCGAUUGAAAAUGGCCCCAUUCGUGCAGAGCACAGGGCCUAUAAAGGAGGAGUCUGGGAACCUCAGAUUCUCUAGGCCAAAGUGGACGGUUAUCAGUCUCCAAGGUCUGUAUCAAUUCACUUGUCUUUUAAGGGUUUUGUUGUUGUUGUUUGUUGUUUGUUUGUUUUUAACUUUAGGGCUCUACCGUCUUUGCAGAAAAUAGAAACAGUUGCUCUUUAUUUUUUUCUCUUGGAAGAGAUUGUUGGCUGGAAGGGAUCCUAGGUGCAAAAAUACUAAUGCAUAUCUGCAGUGCUUUAUGCUUUGGAAGAGGCUGUUUGGAAUAUGGGUAGGGUUCCUCCUGAAAACCUUUGUAAGAUUUGCCCUCAAAUGGGUGUGUGUGUGUGUCGGUGAAAAUCUUUGAUCUAUAGAAGAAACUGAGGCACGGAGAGGAUGAGUGAUUUGCUCAAUGUCACAGAGCUGGUCCUUGACAGAAAUGAAAGAAUAGCUUCACCUGGACCCCAAAAGGUCCAAGGAGCUGACUCCACCACACCAUGGCACUGUAAUUCAGCCCUCAGGUGAGGGAGCUUGCUUCUCUUUCUCCACGGGUCAAUGCACCAGGCCUUGGAGUCAGUCAGAGGAACGCCAGCUCAACCUGUCAUUCAGGACUGGUCCCCACUAAGAUGCAAAACGGUCAUGAAGUGGCCUCCUCCUCCUCGACUCCUACCAGUGUCCAGGGACCCCUCCCUGCCCAGGGAGACAUAGACAAUGUUCCAUAUUCUUUAUUUCCACAGAGUUGAUUAAGGAUUGUAGGACGAAGUCUUUUUUCUGAUUGUGUGAUCACCACUGACUUAAAUAUCUGAAACCACUUGGAAUUUGUCUUGGUUCUGUAUCCCUCCUGCUUCCUUGCCCUUUGCCACCAGUUUGGCCCUUUGCAGGACAAUCACGGAGUCUUCUGAAGUUCAACAUCCUUGUUUAUGCUCAGUGUUCAGGGGGUGGAGGUGAACCUCAGUUUGCUUUCCUUGUGGCAUCCAUCUUUUUCGCUGAUGGUCUGUCUGUUCCCUAGCAUGGCCCCUGGCCAAGGAGUUCUGCAGACACAGUGAUGACGUGCUUUCAUUGGGGCACUGAGUCAGGGGUCUCCAGGGUUCUUCUCUGGUGGUAAAGUGAGACUGGGGCACCUGUAGCGCAUGGCCACCUGAGACCUGCUCAUCCAAUCAGCACUAGAAUUCUCAAAGGCCAGGAGAAAGCGCAAUGUGAGUCACCUCACUACGCUCGCUCAUUUUCAGAGGGGGACAGUGAGGUCCAGAAAGGGUGAACACAUAUCUAAGGCCACUCGACCAGAACAGGUCUCCCCCUCGUUUUUCCUUCUCCUCCUUCCCUGGCUGCUUGGGUCCCUGCUGCUGCUUACACGGUCUGAAGAGCCCUCAGUGCUGGGCUUUGGAGCAUCUCAGGCCCAGGUGUGUCUUCCUCCCUCUCCCACCUGGUGAUUUCUUUCUUUCAGCCCGGGUUUCUCAACCCCUCCUUCCUGUUAGCCGCGCCCAUUCAGUGAGGGGAAGAAACCACAUCAGAUCGUGUGGAUACAGAGUUCACCUGCUAGAAUGGGCUGAAAUUCCACCAGAAUCAUAGGACGUUGGCCCACCACCCAGUCCCAGGGGUGGGGUCUGGAAACCAGCUCGCCUUGUAGAUGCUUAAAGAGAGUUCAGCCUCUCGCUUGAGUGUCUUCCAACUGAGACCGCAAUGCAUCCACUCCAUCAAAGUCAGGAGGAAAAGGACAAUGGUAUUGAUCGCAGACAGCUCAGGGCUCAAUGCUUUCUAGAAACUACCCUGUUUUAAUCUUCAUCACACCCAUCCUGGGUGAAAGGUGCUGGCAUCUCAUCGGGCCGUUCUGUUUUUCACCUAGCAGUGAACCAACCUGUCUGGCUUUUGAGAUACCUGGUGAGCUGCAGAGCUGGGAUCAGACCUCUUUUUUCCAUCUGCACCCUUCUGUCCUGAAAUCCAGGUGGCAGCCCUUUAAGCACAGUGGGCUGCCUGGUGCUCGAAAUUUAAAUGCUCUCUCUGAAGCAUCUGUUGUGCUGCUGUGCAUCACCGAUUGUUAGGGGGUGCCCAGGCUUCUGCCUGAUCACAAUAGGUCAUUUGCAGCCCAGGAACCCCCCGGGUCCCCAGCCUUUCCAGGAGAGGAAGCAAAUGGAUGCAGACCGCUGCCCAGGAGGCCCUUCUGUGUGGGUGCUCAUUAAAACCCAUCCAUAAAAAAGGAGAUUGACUAUUCAUCUGGGCUCGCCGUUUGUUCUCUGCACACAGCUUUGAUUGGGAAAACACCUGGACAGUAAGUCAAACCCACAGAUAGCCCUGGCAGGCCAUGUUCUCUGUCUCAUCCUUGUGGGUCCUGAUUCCUAGUGACAGAAUGGUUUAGAGGCACUUGUGUCUGUGGGCAUUGAGUUGGAGAGGGAGCCAAGGGAGCAAAAAAAAAAAUGAUCAAAAAGGAAAGUCACCAUCACUGACGUUUAUGGCUCCAUUGCUCUAUUCAAUCUUCUUUUUUAAAUAAUAAGCCUUAAUUAAGAUACUGGUCAAGGGCAUCCACAGAGGUGCAAGGUCUGAGACAUGGAAUGUGUCCAUUCUAUUAGGGCAACGGACGCCGUCAUCUGGGAACACUCCAGUGAAUCGAAGCUUUGCUUUGAAAGGAGUGUGACUUGGGGCCUUUUGCCUGGGGGUCUAAAGUGUGUUUCUUCCAGAGUCAUGGUUCAUGGGAGACCCUGGAAGCAUCCCUGGCAAGGUAAAGUGGGCAGGGCAGGGACCGCACCCACGCGGCCUGCUUCCCCGGGCUGCUGGAAGUCACCUCGCCUGCCUAGGUCUCUGUAGCUUCCUCAUCGACACAAUGGGACAGGAUUUAUGAGCACUUAGCACAAAAUGAACUUGGCCUGGAUGUUCUGGUUACUGGGCACAUCUAAAGGCUGAGCCACCAAAAAGAAAACCAAAAAAUCACUUUGCUUGGCAGGGUGCUGGGAGCUGGGAAGAUGGAGGGGGAGCAGGCAGUGCCACCAAGAACAAUGGUGACAUCAUGAGAAUCAAGGCCCUGUGCAUCUCGGGUUCCCUAAAGCCCUGGGCAUACGUCCAUUUUAUGUGGUUCUUUCUCGACCACACUUUGGUCAAGGCUGCUGUUUCAGGGGGGGGAAAACAUUAUAUUACCAUGAUUCCCCACCCCUGCCCACUUUGUUUUGAAAACUCCAGAUUUACAGAGAAGCUGAAAGAAGAGUAUGAUGCACUCCUCUAGAACUUCCACCCAGACUCACCAGCCUCCAGUAAACUGCUGCAUUGGCUUAAUCCUCUCCCAGCCUCCCACCCUGCCACCCUGCCACCCCCCCCAUUCACCCUCAGGGGUAUUUGGAGGAUGAAGUGACGUCUGCACCUUUCAGGUGGUUCAGCCCAAGAAAAAAGUAUUGAUCUCCCAGGGACAAGAGCAUCUCCUAGAUAGCAGUGCCGUUACGCCCCAAAGAAAUGGAGCGUUCACAUAAUCUUUAUUAUCUGAAAUAUAGCCCACCUUCACAUUUCCCCAGUUGUCCCAAAAAUGCCCUCCAAGGAUGUGUGUGUGUGUGUGUGUGUGAAUCAGAGGCAAUCCAGGAGCACUCCCACACUGCUUGUCUGGUUGCCGCAGACUCCCCCAGUCUAGCACGUUCUCCAUCACCGUUUUUGUCUUUCACGGCAUUGCCAUUUCGAAGAGCCUGGGCCAUCUCUCUUGUGGGAAGCCCCACGGUCUGCUUCUGUCCGCUGGUCUCCUCAGGUUAAGGACUUUUAGGCAAGAAAACAUUGGCCGUGACUAACGCCUUUGCCAUGGCCAGCUCCCUGGAGAACUCUGAUUACCUCUCAUUGUAGGUAAAUGAGUCAUAUUAAAAUGUCUCCUCUGUUAGAGACACUCACUGACGCUUCAAGAGGGACGGCCAUGAGUUCCUGGAUGCCGGGCCUCAUUGUCAAAGCUGAGCAAGGCGCUGCUAUUUCGGACUUUUCAUGUGGGUCUGUCUUUUGUGCUGAGCAUCAGUAGUCUGUCCCCCAAGCACCUGUGGGGAUAAGCCAGCUAUAAAUAGACACAAAGCCCAGUGAUAUUCUCUCAUCAACUGUGAAGCUGGCUAGCAGGCGUACCCCAAUAGGGUGGUUGUAAGGGUCCCUGUGAGCCUGUUGGGGGACUUUGGCACCCAGUAGCUUCUCAAUGAGUGGUGAUGAUUGCUAAGCCCUUCCUACAAUCAAUCAUCAUAAAAAUGUAAUUUUGUUACAUCAGUGUGAUUUUGGCCACGAAGGGCUAUAUUUUGUGACCUCUUUGAGGUGUUUGUGCUGGCAAGUUCCAUAGCACGGCCUUCUCAGUUCUGAUAACAUAAAGCAGUCCAGCUGCUGUGGCUAAUAUUUCAUUUUGAUCAAGAAAAGAUGCCCGCGCAUGUUCCCGCCUCUGAGCCUCUGCCAAUGCUGUCCUGCUACGUGGAAGGUCUCCCUGCUACUCCCCAGCACGGAGCCGGAGAUGGGAGCAUCUCACUCAUCCUUUAAAAGCCUCUUCUGACCUUUUGCCCACUGAUGGACUCAGCGAUGCCCUCCUCUGGGCUGCCUAGUCCUUUCUGUCAUGGACAAACCUAUUGGGAAGCAGACUCGAUGGCCCUGGUCUUGGGAACUGCACGUGCUGGGCGGCACCAAGGAGGGACUAAAGACAAUCAGCAUCCUAGCUUCUUGCGUAAGUGGCCCUUCAUCGCUGCUAUCAAGGCCUGUCCUAACUGCAGCGCAGGCAUGUCCCACCCCCUGGAAACCAAUGCACAGCCAUGUGACGAAAACCUAUCACCCCAUCACGAGCUAUCUAAUGGCACGUGCCUGGCAGAGUUGAGUGUACCAUGUGCAACAGGGCCAUGAGCUGUCCACAGCUGGGCAUUUCCCAUAAAGCGGGUGAUGGGGACGUCUUCAGAUUCCAGGAACGCACUUGUGACAUUUCACCCUGCAGUGGGUGAGCACUGUGAUGGGAAUGUCACCAGAAGCCAGGUCAGCACUGUUUUUUCAUGGACGUGCUUCCAGCAGAGGCUGAAGAGUGUGGGACCUUGUGCAGUGAGGGACAGGGUCCCCCAGCCUCGGCUCUGCACCUGCCCGGCACGAGCUUGGGGCUCUAGACAGAGGCAGGGGGCAGACUCCUUGUCUCCAUGGCACAGCCUGGUGGGCAGAAACUACUCAGAUCGUGGCAUCCCACACCUGAGACUAGCUUCUGCUGUUCGUAGGUGGGUGGUGGCUUUGCCUCUCUGAGCCUUAGCUUCCCUACCUUUAUACUGGAGAUUAUAAAUAAACCCCGUUUACUGCACAGUGGCAAUGAGAUCUGUACGUGAUGACAUUUCCUGGGCACCUACUGUGCGCCCAGGGCUGUGCUAGUGUCCUCAUACGUGUUUGCAUUUCUCGUAAAGGCCCGGCCAGGUUUCCUGGGGCCUUUGACUUGAGAGCAAACUAUGGAAAGGAAGUGAUUGGGUCUGGUCGAGGAACUCAGGCAGGGCUUCACGGAAGAAGGGGCUUUCGGUCAUCUUGGAGGAGCGCCUUGAAGGAGCAAUGGGCGCUGCUUUAGGCAGAGGCCAGGCUUGUGGAAAGGCACAGAGUGGCAGGGCAGGGAACACGCACUUCAUCCAGUGGUCGGUGGAAUCCCGCCCCAGAGCCACACCCAACAGAUGCGACGGGUCAUCGUCAAGGCCCUUUGCGAGCCGGUCACAGCCUAAGUCAUUCGGGCUAUUCUGCUCCAGAACCUUCCAUGGCCCCCAGUGCCCACACAGGAAGUUUAUUUCUAGGUCCUUCGCUCUGACAACCACAGCGCGAGUCCUGGGCUUCCACCGAAGAGCUUUCCAUCCGAAUGCCCCUACUGGGUCCUCCUCCGAUCACGAAACUCUGAAAAUAGGUCCUGGAGUCUCACCAAAUUUCAGUUCUCUGCAGUCUUGUGGUUUAGCUGGAGUUAAGUAGUUUUAUUUUUGUUCUGUUUUCUCUUGUGGACAUUAGCGCUAAUUGGCGUCUGGGACUAUUUGUGGGUGAGAUCUACUGGGUCUUUCACCUAAGCAUCCUGGGGACCUGUUCCAAUGAAGUCUUCUAAGAGUUGAUCAAAGAUUUGUGUGAAAAUAACAAGAAAAAUGUUGUGUAGUUCUAGGGCUCACUUGGCAUGAAGAAUUUGCUGUUUCCUGAUCAACUCUAAGGACAGCAGACUUCGGGAGUGCCUGUGGCCAGGGCCUCAGGGACUGAUGUGCCUAAGGCCUCGUGGGGACCCGAGAUGCUCACAUGGGCUCCUGCUCUCCUUCUGCAUCUCUGCUGGAGUUGGGGCCUCUUGGGGGUCUGGUGCUGAGGGCAGGGUGCUUUGAGUGAAGGUGUCCGCAGAAGAGCCAGGGGUGUCUGCUGUUGUGGGGAGUGCUGGUGGCUCUGGGGUGAAGGUUCAUUGUCUGUUUUUAGACCUCUGUUCUUACUGGUGUGUCUGGGAUGUGUCAGGACUCAUUGCCAAGGUCAAGGCAUCUCCUGGUGUGGAGCUGACCCACAGGCAUUGCAACGUGGGGCUCUGGGCAGUGGCGGCUGAGGAGAGACUUCGGCUGGAUGGAAGGAAGUCCAGCCUCAAGAAUGUGGCUUGAACCAGGGCUCAAACUGGUUUUGUCAUUUGCCGUGUGACGUAGGGCAAGUCACUUCACUUCUCUGGGCCUGAGUUUCUUCUCUUCCAGAUAAGGGGGUUCGGCCAAGGUCCCCAGUUUCCAAGUCCCACUCCUGCCGUCAGUACCUCCCCUAGACACCUAUUGCCACCAACUCUCUCCCAUUUGGACGCUUUGUUUUAAAAAUGGCAUCAGGGUCUUUACAACCAACAGCUCUGUGCGGUGCAUCUCUGCUUAGUUUCCUUGAUAGGUUGUCCUACAUCCUGACUCCACAAGGUGCCCUGUUCUAGAGAGAAACCCCGGCCCGCCGGGGCCGUGGCCGUGGCCGUCCUCAUCUAUGGGGCUCACCCUCACUUGCUAGAGGAGGGUUAGGACUCCCUAGGAUCUGCCUUCCAGUUAAACCUGAGCCCAGCUUUGCCUUUCCACGCACCUCUGCUCUUUCCUGCCACAGCCUCUGUUUGUCCUUAUUUCAGGAUGUCUUUAAUUUGUGGAGGACCUGUCCCCCGCUUACAGAAGCCACAGGCGCCAGUCGCCUCAAGUUGACUGUCUUUGCCCUGCUUGGGGGUGAACCAUGACGGGGCUCAGACCUACGUGCAGUGCAGCCCUGUGCAAAUGCAGAUUGUCUGACACACACACACACACACACACACACACACACACUUCUCUUUGCUCAUCUGUUCUUUGCGCUGCGUGUCCACAGUGUCCCCCUGCUUGGGGCAGAGGGCCCAGGCAUCAAUGGGGUGAAAGAGCUUCUGCUGAACCCCCUCCACGGUUGGCGCUGUGUCUUCUGGGCAGGUCACCUCUCCUGGGAGGCAGAAGUGAGAACAGGUUAGGAGACUUCAGUGUUCCGACGCGGCAUCCUCGUGACCGUACCCCAUCUCUCUGAGCCUUUGUUUCCUCACCUGUGUAGAAAGGCUGUGGAGGAGUGGGAUUGUUCCGGAGGCUCGGAGGUGGAAAGCCCUGGCCUGUGGAGGCUCCUGGCUUCUCUGAAGCUUCGUGGGACACACAAGUUGGCAGGGAACUGGGGAGGCCGUGGCUUUCCUGUCAGCUGCGUCUCCCUGACUGGUGGACCAUCGGUCCCAGCACAGGCGGAAUCGGGCUGGAGGGAAGACAGGAGGAUGCCUUUGAGGGCCACGUACCUUUUUACUUGGGGAGCUUUCCAUGCUGCCUGUCUUCCCGUCACUCUUGGCUCUUAGCUCCAGCCUCUCCAGAGGCGCCUGUCUGGCUUCUUGGAGACCUCCAGCAUCCAGAGAGCGGCUACUGGUUGAGGAGGGAGGUCUGUUUGGUUCAGCUCUAAGCCUUGGCCACUAAAAACAUCAAACCUCAGCCUUGCCUCUUCCAGCUCCUUAGCAUUGGGUGGCGGAGGCCUUGGGGCCUUGGCAAGCACCCGUGUGGCUUCCCCCUUCUUUCCUCUUUGUAAUUGGGCCAUGUGGCCUUGGGCACAUCACUUCCCAGCCUCUCUUACAAAGGAUGAAAUGGGCAGGUGAGAAGCGGGUAUGUCCCAGGUGGGCUGGUGAAGAUGAAAGGACAUAAGGGUCAUUAUAUACCAGGCUUUGGGUUGGCAUUUUGGGGGAGGGGUGAGUCUGGAGGCCAAGUCGUCCCGGCCUAGGGUUCCUAAGCUGGGCCAGCCCCUCCCUGCCCGGACAGGUUUCAGGCACAGUUGUCCUCCAGCCCUCCGACAUCCAAAGAAUCAGGUUUCUACCCAGCUCCUCUGACUUUUCCAUCUGUGUUUCUCCUUUGUGGUCCCAAAUCUCAGCUCCCAAUGGGCCAGAUGCUUGGCGACAGUGUGGGUGGGACUUUUCCAGGGAAACCAAAGCCCACCUUUCUCAUGAUAAACCUUACAGAAAGUCCUAACCUUUCCUUAACCCAAGAGGACGAAGCAGCUAGGGCCCCCUCUGUGCAUUAUGGCGCGCCGAUUGAGCCAUUCAUUCAGUGAUUAUUUAGAGCUGUGGGCACCUGCCAUGACCAGCCUCAGUGCGGGCCCUUGUGAUACACUGGACAGUCCAGGUCCCUGGCCUCCUGAGGCCACAGUUCCAAUGGACCACAUGCUUCCAAGAGGCCCGAGGUCUGGAAAAAGGGUCUGAUGGGCAGGUAGUGGAACCAGAACACGCCUCGGCAAUCGCCUCAUUUUCUCGAGCUGAGUUUUAGAAGUUGGGUAGAAAAAUAAAAAUCCAGUGCAAGGGAGAACAGGAUUGGUGGGAGCCCCAUGAAGCAGAACCCACAAUUAACACAAUUAACAAGACUUCUCUGUAAUUUGAUGGCUCCUCCGAGAAGAACACCCUCCUGAAAAAGGCUCAUUAUAUAUUUGUUUAUUUGGCCCACAAAUAGCAUUUUGACAGCCGUUGGGGACUGGAAGGGACCUCCAGAGGUCAUCUCAGUCCACCCUCUGCUUCAUCAGAAAUCUCCAUGGAACAGACAAGGCAUUGGAGUAGGUGAAACUUGGUGUUCUUGAGCAAAAUUUGGGCAGGAAUACGGACUAACCCCAGCUGGAAUAUCUGAGGCACUCUCGCAUGUCCUUAAGUGAUCCGCAGAAGGUUUGCAAUUAAACAAGCACAGGAGACACAGGCAGAGACACCAAAGACAAGUAGGGUUUGAACCACUGCAUUAACAAGGAGGAAGGAUUUUCUGUCUGCUCCCAGCAGGCCAAGACAUUGCUGAUGCUCCCUCUAAGAUGUACAAUUUUUAACUUCAGCCAACUGUGUACCCUUGUACCUCAACACAUUAAAAAGAAGACAGGUGUCACUGGGAACCCCAGGCAUAGAAGUUAAGCUUGACUUAGUUCUAAACUCACAUCCAUGAAUGAAAAUGAUUGGCACACACAUGCAGGGGGUUCAUUCUGGGGGGUGGUGGGCGUGGAGGUGCAGACCCUCACACAUUCACUUGGGACGUGCGUGCGUGUAUGCGCUGACUGGGUAUCUUUGGGUCUUUUUGUUGUUGUUGUUUGUCUGUUUUUGGCCUUGCUGGACAUCUUCAUGAUUGAGUGUAGGAGGACCUGGGUUUGUCCUGAUGGGGAUACUGCUGCCGGGGACCCUCUAGAACAGUCCCCGGGGAGGGGGAUGGAAAUCAGGAAUUUCUCCCCGAAGCUGGGUGAGCUUGGCCACAUUCCAGGACGAUGGAAUGGUUUGUCCCGAGUUCCUAGCAGGGACCCACCUGCCCACGUUGGUGGGAGUUUGGGAUUUGGACGACAGGCCCAACUGCGGCCGAGGCAUCAGACCUUUGGUGGAAAGCCGUACCAGGUGUGGCCAAACCAGUGAUUCCGACUGGACCACAGUGAACCAAAUUCAAAGAAGCCUACUGUUAACUGUUACUGUCUGUUUUCCUUUGUCUAUCUUCUCUGGCCUUCUCCGCCUGUGGAGAGGGCGCCUUCACAAAUGGCCUUAGAAUGCCGUUCUGAAGCUUAACAGAAUGAGACAACCAUCAAACGAAUAUCAGAGGUAUUUAUUCUCGCAGCUUAUCUGAAGAAUGAAAAAAAAAACAAAACAAAAAACAAAAAAAAACACAAAACUGUAUGACCAAUGUUUACAAGUCCAAGUAGACAUCCAGCCCAUGUAAAAUAUGUAAUUUAUGCAACAGAUUGCAUCUUUCUUUUGUAACGAAUGCACUAAGCAACCCUGUAUAUAUUUUACAAUGUCUUUACAGAAAAAGGAAGAAUCAUUUACUGUAGUGUUGUAAAAUAAUGCACUUUUCUAAUUUUUUCAUUAAAAUCUCUAUGGCACGUUU
Messenger RNA from Hipposideros armiger (great roundleaf bat), 13447 nucleotides. It is a transcript of the gene KCNK9, whose product is annotated as potassium two pore domain channel subfamily K member 9. The coding region runs from base 136 to 1257 and encodes 373 amino acids. Gene Ontology annotation, molecular function: potassium ion leak channel activity; outward rectifier potassium channel activity. The record is from RefSeq and is a predicted model, not a curated record. The transcript is spliced from 2 exons. Gene Ontology annotation, biological process: potassium ion transmembrane transport; stabilization of membrane potential. Lineage: Eukaryota; Metazoa; Chordata; Mammalia; Chiroptera; Hipposideridae. Gene Ontology annotation, cellular component: plasma membrane.